GAUGGCCUGGUGGGAGGAAAAUCAUUACACAUCUACCUGCCUUCCUUCAGAGGAAAGUGAUUUUGAGGAAGAGUUUAAGGAGGAUGAAGCUGGGCUGAAUGUGGAUUUAGAUUACAAAGAUGCAGACCUGAACUGUAUCAAGUACGUCAUGGGAGAUGUCACGCACCCCAAAGCAGAAGAGGAGGAUGCCAUCAUUGUCCACUGCCUAGAUGACUCCGGCCGCUGGGGAAGGGGUGGUUUAUUUACAGCUCUGGAGGCUCGUUCUGAUCAGCCAAGAAAAAUAUAUGAGAUGGCAGGAAAGAUGAAAGACCUGGAGUUAGGAGGAACCUUGUUAUUCCCCAUUGAUGAUAAAAAAUCCAGGAAAAAAGGACAAGACUUGUUGGCCUUGAUUGUAGCUCAGCACCGGGAUCGGUCCAACAACUUGUCUGGCAUUAAGCUGUCUGCUUUGGAAAAGGGCCUGAAGAAGAUUUAUCUAGCAGCCAAAAAAAGGAAUGCAACAGUGCAUCUUCCACGUAUUGGGUAUGCAACAAAAGGUUUCAACUGGUAUGGUACUGAGCGGCUCAUCCAAAAAUAUUUGGCAACACGGGGCGUCCCCACUCUUGUAUACUACUUCCCUAGGAAUAAAGGCUCUUCCCCUGCUUCACAACCAUAUUCAUCUUCAGUGACAGUCUCAAAGCCGUGAAGAAACAUGCGCAAAUAGCCAAGGAUCUUUUCAACAUCACACAGUCUGUGUGCAUCCACUUCAGAAACACGGCUUACACAGCUGUUAUUUGCCCCUGCAUCUCUCUGCCUUUAUUGACCAGAAUGUAACAUAUUGGCAGUGGCUCUGGAGAGGAAUGAGACUGCUUCAGAGUCCAAAGAGUCUUUGGAUAAGGACAUUGGCUCAAUCCCCAAUCUGUUUUGGGAAUGGAAAAAUUAAACUUUUACUG
This is a messenger RNA of Antrostomus carolinensis (chuck-will's-widow), 929 nucleotides long. Its product is annotated as chromodomain-helicase-DNA-binding protein 1-like. The record is from RefSeq and is a predicted model, not a curated record. Gene Ontology annotation, cellular component: nucleus. The annotation marks the transcript as partial. The transcript has 6 exons. Gene Ontology annotation, molecular function: nucleotide binding; DNA helicase activity. Gene Ontology annotation, biological process: chromatin remodeling; DNA repair. Lineage: Eukaryota; Metazoa; Chordata; Aves; Caprimulgiformes; Caprimulgidae.